Molecule: messenger RNA, 867 nt
Organism: Funneliformis caledonium
Lineage: Eukaryota; Fungi; Glomeromycota; Glomeromycetes; Glomerales; Glomeraceae
Source: the annotation of a GenBank genome assembly
AUGAAAUUAAUUUCUUUAAUUGCUCUUACUACACUCCUCGUAACUUUAGCUGAAUCCGCGCCAGCUAAAACCUGUUCAUUUACCGUUAAAGAUCUCAAAGAUGGAAAUGAACCUCUUGAUACCUAUGUUGUUACACUCAAAACGCCUUCCAAUCAAAAUGAGGCUGCAAAAGUCGAGAAAAACCAUUUUAAUUUAUUAAAACAAUGCGCAAACAAAAAAAUUAAAAAUAUAUUUGAUUUAUUUGAUCUUGAUGAUAAAGUUCUUGAUCAGAUUCAAAAAGAUUCAAAAAACAUUUUAAAUUUUAGUGUCAAAGGAUUUAGUGUAUAUUCAGGAAAAUUUACCGAUAGUUUUGUCAAGAAUCAUCUAUCCAAGAUACCAGAAAUUUUAUCAAUUCGAAAAGAUAUCAGUUUAAAAAAUCUUGAUCGAGUUGAUGAAAGAGAAUUUCCGUUAGAUGGAAAAUAUCAAUCCCCAGAUGGAAAAUGCCAAGGAGCGAAUGUUUAUGUUCUUGAUACAGGAAUUAAUAUUCGUCAUGUAGAUUUUGAGGGAAGAGCCAAAUUUGCUGCUGCCUUUUGUACUGGAUGUGGAAAAGUAGACGAUAACGGUCAUGGUACAAUGGUUGCUGGAAUAGUUGGUGGUAAACAGUUUGGUGUCGCCAAAUUAGUAAACCUAUUUGCCGUCAAAGUAUUAAAUGCUCAAGGUUCAGGUUUCUUAUCGGAACUUAUUAUGGGAAUAAACUUUGUUGUUAAAGAGCAUGAAAAAUCGAAGAAUAAGAAAACUAUCAUCAAUAUGUCUUUAGGCUUUAAUCAACGAGUAGAAGAUGCUGAUCGCGCAGUUAAGAACGCUCAUGAUAGAGGUGUUAUUGUUGUG